CUAUUGUUUUUACCAAAAUAUGUCUGGGCUUUUGAGAUUGUUUGUGGGUAUUGUGUUGGUGGGGUUGGUUGCUUCUGCUAAGUUUGAUGAACUCUUCCAACCUGGCUGGGCUUUGGACCAUUUCAGCCAUGAAGGAGAACUCCUCAAUCUCAAACUUGAUAAUUAUUCCGGUGCUGGUUUUGGAUCCAAGAGCAAGUAUAUGUUUGGGAAAGUGACCAUCCAGCUUAAGCUUAUAGAGGGUGACUCUGCCGGAACCGUUACUGCUUUCUAUAUGUCAUCAGACGGUCCAAAUCACAACGAAUUUGAUUUUGAGUUUUUGGGUAACACAACUGGGGAACCUUACUCGGUCCAGACCAACGUGUAUGUGAAUGGGGUUGGUAACAGGGAGCAGAGACUCGACCUCUGGUUCGACCCCACCAAGGAUUUCCACCACUACUCUAUCUUUUGGAACCAGCGCCAAGUUGUAUUCCUAGUGGAUGAGACGCCAAUAAGGGUGCAUACAAAUCUGGAACACAAAGGAAUUCCUUUCCCAAAAGACCAAGCCAUGGGUAUAUAUAGCUCUAUAUGGAAUGCUGACGAUUGGGCCACUCAAGGUGGUCGUGUGAAGACAGAUUGGAGCCAUGCCCCCUUUGUUGUCACCUAUAAGGACUUUGAAAUCAAUGCCUGUGAGUGCCCCGUGCCAGUGGCAUCAACAGAUAAUGCUAAGAGAUGCAGCAGCAGCGAGGAUAAGAAGUAUUGGUGGGACGAACCCACAUUGUCCGAGCUCAGCUUGCACCAGAGCCACCAGCUUAUGUGGGUUAGGGCUAAUCAUAUGGUCUAUGACUAUUGCACUGACGCUACUAGGUUCCCAGUCACACCUGCUGAGUGUGUCCAUCACCGUCACCAGUGAAGGAAGGAGCUUAAGGGGGGAGAGAUAGCCACGAAUGAGAUGAAAGAAUUAUCUGAACAUGUCCUUCAUGUUUUCGC
Messenger RNA from Gastrolobium bilobum, 966 nucleotides. Its product is annotated as xyloglucan endotransglucosylase protein 6-like. The coding region runs from base 20 to 889 and encodes 289 amino acids. Gene Ontology annotation, biological process: cell wall biogenesis; xyloglucan metabolic process. The record is from RefSeq and is a predicted model, not a curated record. Gene Ontology annotation, cellular component: apoplast; cell wall. Lineage: Eukaryota; Viridiplantae; Streptophyta; Magnoliopsida; Fabales; Fabaceae. The transcript has 4 exons. Gene Ontology annotation, molecular function: hydrolase activity, hydrolyzing O-glycosyl compounds; xyloglucan:xyloglucosyl transferase activity.